Phacochoerus africanus (Common warthog) is the source of this 1565-nucleotide messenger RNA. It is a transcript of the gene FAHD1, whose product is annotated as fumarylacetoacetate hydrolase domain containing 1. Gene Ontology annotation, molecular function: acetylpyruvate hydrolase activity. NCBI's taxonomy places the organism in Eukaryota, Metazoa, Chordata, Mammalia, Artiodactyla, Suidae. Gene Ontology annotation, cellular component: mitochondrion. The record is from RefSeq and is a predicted model, not a curated record. The transcript has a single exon. The coding region runs from base 295 to 960 and encodes 221 amino acids.
CUCGCGUCCGCACCUGUGCCAGCCCCGCGCCGGGCCGCCGGGACCUGAGAGCGACUUGCGAGGUGGCUACCGCCGCGCCUCCGCCUCUGUCCCGAGACCAGGCCGCGUCCCGAGACCGAGCAGUCCUGAGGCAGCCACUGGCUAGCGGCUCCCGAGAGGACGAGCGCGACUCCCGGAUCCCGGGAGUCGGGGGGGGGGUGGGGCCAGCGCUCCGAGGCCGUUGGUCCUCUCCGGGUAGCCUCUCCGCGUCGGCCAGGCGGAGUCCACGUGACCCCGGGGCGCCGGGUAGGAGACAUGGCUGCCGCCAGGCCGCUAUCCCGCUUCUGGGAGUGGGGAAAGAACAUCGUGUGCGUGGGCAGAAACUACGCGGACCACGUUAAGGAGAUGCAGAGUACGGUGCUGAGCGAGCCGGUGCUCUUCCUGAAACCGUCCACCGCCUACGCCCCCGAGGGCUCGCCGGUCCUCAUGCCCUCCUACAGCCGUAACCUGCACCACGAGCUCGAGCUGGGCGUGGUGAUGGGCCAGCGCUGCCGCGCCGUCCCAGAGGCCGCGGCCAUGGACUACGUGGCCGGCUAUGCUCUCUGCCUGGACAUGACUGCCAGGGACGUGCAGGACGAGUGCAAGAAGAAGGGGCUGCCCUGGACUCUGGCCAAGAGCUUCACGGCCUCCUGCCCGGUCAGCGCGUUCGUACCCAAGGAGAAGAUCCCUGACCCUCACAACCUGAAGCUCUGGCUCAAGGUCAACGGCGAACUCCGGCAGGAGGGUGAGACAUCCUCUAUGAUUUUUUCCAUCCCCUACAUCAUCAGCUACGUCUCGAAGAUAAUGACCUUGGAAGAAGGAGAUAUUAUCUUGACCGGGACGCCAAAGGGAGUGGGUCCAGUUAAAGAAAACGAUGAGAUCCAUGCUGGCAUUCACGGGGUCGUCAGUAUGAGAUUUAAGGUGGAAAGGCCAGAAUAUUGAGUCUAUACAAAGCACCCUAACUUCUUAACACAUGAUCUAAGGGAAUAAGACAAAAGCAAGCAAAGUUUAAUUAAACGUGACAAUCCUUUAAUAAGAAACCAAUUUAAAAAAAUGAUUGGAAGAUGGACUGUCCAAAGAAACCUGAUCUAGAAGAGCUGGGCCAGAAAUGGAAAUGAGAAAUAGUGCCUUCUCGGAAACAACGGGCCAAAUGUUCAGAAGACUUUCCUUUGCUAAAUCUGGAUUGGUUCAGUGGAUCACUCUGGGACUGGGUGUUGGAGACUUAAAAUCUGCAAAGGAAGUGGAUUAGCACGAUUCAUCAGUGCUUCCCAAAUUUGCUUAAUCAUGAAAAUUAUCCGGAGGUAUUUGUAAAAAUAAAAAUUUCCAAGUUACUGGCCCAUCCCAGGCCCAAUGUAUGAAUUAAUGGAAUUGAUAUCCAGCACUCCAAGUGAUUCUUAUCAUGGAAAACCACUGCUCACACAAAAGUUUUACUUAGGAAGUGAGUAAUUAAUGAUGACCUUACUCAUUUACUUAUUCUGGCCGAUAGAUUCUGUUUUGGAGAGAAAACUUUGAAACUAUUGUUUCUCAAAUAAAUAUGCUGUCUUUUA